Messenger RNA from Fusarium pseudograminearum CS3096, 1128 nucleotides. RefSeq lists its product as uncharacterized. The coding region runs from base 1 to 1128 and encodes 375 amino acids. Lineage: Eukaryota; Fungi; Ascomycota; Sordariomycetes; Hypocreales; Nectriaceae. The transcript has 3 exons. The record is from RefSeq and is a predicted model, not a curated record.
AUGGUUGCUUUUAGAUCUCUUCUUGUGCUCCUAGCGCUUGGCGUGGAGGGUAUUGCUGCGUUGAACCCUACCUCUACCUGUACUACUGCUCUCGGAACCAAGAGCGUCAAGAAUGUCCCAACGUCCAGAGCCACAACAGUCAAGAAAAUCACUAUCAUCAAGAAAGUGAUCCGGAAAGUCAAUGUUGUUGUUAUCCCGGUAGCCAAGACGUCUACUAUUCGCGAGACAAAGAUACAUACCUCAACUAUUAUUGCCGAUCAAGCCACCAAGACUGCCACCAGCACCGUUGUCUCCAGCUCUACUUCUUUCAUUCAAAGGACAGUCUGGUCUACUGUCAAUUCUGUCACGACAACCACUACCACAAAAUUCUUUACCUCCACCGUUAGCAAGCCUGAUGGUUUUACCGACAUCCUCAACCAGCCACGGACCGUGAAGCGACGAAACCAAGAGAGGAGAGGCGACAUAGAAACCGAAACUGUUGGACCGGGUGGUGAUCAUCCACAGAGCGUCCGAUGUGUCAAGGAGGUUCCUACCACCUCUACCAAGACUAUCACUACAACUGUGCAAGGAGCAAGACAGACUGCAAAGGCUGUUACCAAGCUCAAGACCACUACUAUUUCUACCACGUUUCUCACAACGCUAUAUCCAGACGACGCUAGUACUACUGUCCUUACUACCGAGUACCCCGUUACCACUUCUGUUGUCGACGUUACCUCUGUCACUACUGUAGUCUCAACCGUGACUGUUGAGAGCCAAGUGCCGGAGGCAACUGAGUACGCCAUCUGCUCUUCAGAUAACAUAAUGGUAACAGAUAAUGGCGGAGGAUAUUUCUUCACUUAUACCAACUACCAGCAACAAAGUAGUGGUCGGAACCUGGGAACUGGAUAUACCGCCACCUCAUGCUGUAACGCUUGCGCAAAACUACCUGAAUGUCAGGGUACCUUUUACAGUGUUGCCGAUACUGAAUGCAGACUGUUCAUCGCAGUGGAUAGCAGCAAAUGCAUCCAUUCACGCCAGUACAUGAUUGCCGAAUAUCAAACAAGAAUGCAAUCUUCCCCAUCGGUUAUCCUCAGCAACGGUUUAUGUGGACAGUGGAAGAAUGCUGGUAGUAUUGGCCAGAACACCUGA